Messenger RNA from Penaeus vannamei (Pacific white shrimp), 1600 nucleotides. The record is from RefSeq and is a predicted model, not a curated record. Lineage: Eukaryota; Metazoa; Arthropoda; Malacostraca; Decapoda; Penaeidae.
AUGAUUCCGAACGUGUAUACCUUCACACCCAACCAUAAAGGAAGCGACAUCCGACUUGCCCCUAAAACCAGAAAGCAGGGAAGCGACAUCCGACUUGCCCCUAAAACCAGAAAGCAGGGAGACGACAUCCGACUUGCCCCUAAAACCAGAGAGCAGGGAGCGCUGUCCGAGCCCAAGCGAUGCCAGCCAGACGGUGCCAGACUCAGGUGUCAGGAGUGGACGCUAAGAAUCAAAUACGCACAAGCUAGAGAUACAGGAGCCUAUGAGUGCCAGCUGUCUACUCACCCGCCCAUUGGCAUCAUCGCCAACCUCAGAGUCGUGCGUGAAGCCCGUCUCGGAGAUCGCCGGCGGCCCGAUCUCUAUGCUCAAGAGGGCAGCGACGUGACCCUCCUCUGCCGGCUCCGGAACUACACUGACCCGCCCAGCUACGUCUUCUGGUACCAUAGAGACCAGAUGAUUAAUUAUAAUAGCAACAGGAAGGUGAGCGUGAUCAGCCAGGGCGGGGAGAGUCACCUGAAGUUCAAGAAGGUCGCCAAGGAGGACUCGGGGAACUACACCUGCGCGCCGGCAAAUGCGGGGCCAGCGCACGUCACCCUGCACGUCAUUACGGGCGAGUCCCCCGCGGCCGUCCAGCGCGCCUCCGCCCCCCUCGCCACCGCGCCUACACGGUGGCCCUGGCGGCGGGCGCGCUCGUCAUCCUCACCUUGUGAGCGCCUCCUCAGAUCCUUUUGAAGUCCUUCCGGGUCCCGCCGAGGAUGGCUCGGGGCUCGAGGCUCCUCCCAAAGCCUUCCGUCUCGCCUGCCGGAGUCUUCGGGGAUUUCCCGGGGAUCCUCGCGGCUCUGCCGGGCUCCUCCCGGCCCUUCUGCAGGCAUUCGCGGGCUUCUCCCGGGGAUUUGCAGAGUUCAUAUCGGAGUCCUCCUGCCGGAGCCCUUAGAUCCUGGGGAUCCUAGUACUCCCCUUACGAUCCUAGAGAAACCGUGGCCGCAGGCAGCGUUCGGCCGGGUCCGCGCGCGGUGCGGCGCCCUCGCCAGCGCCGCUCCGCCCGCUGCGCCGGCACGAGGCCUCCUGCGCGCCGAAGGUGCAACUAGAAGCACUCCCGCCUCCCCUUCUGUACAAUCCGGUACGAAAUAACUAGUGAUCCUACUUGGAUGUUCAAAGAACAGAAGUUUUCGAAGUGUUCUGUAUCUAAGGAUUUUAUAUUCUUACUGUUUCCACCCGCCGACCCUCGUGCGGACGUCGCGCUCCGUGUGAAAAGGACUCGGCGAAUGAAGGCGGGGAAUCCUGGUGUAUAAGCCAGGGAAAAACUCUUGGUGAAUAUCACAGAAAAAGAAAAUCUUGGUGAAGAAACCAGAUAAAAAAUAUAUAUCUUGGUGAAUGAACCAAAACAAAAAUAGUGGGACCACAAUAUGGCAAAGCAAAGGAGAGUUGCCGGUUGUUAAUAACUCAACGGAAAGUGUCGGUUGGGUAUUGAUGUGAAACGUCACAUCGUGAAGCGAAAACGAAAAAAAAAAAGUUUUAAAAAUCACUGAGAUGUGAGAAUUUAAAGUAUCUUUGUUCUUUAUGGAACGUUUGAGAAAAUAAAUAUAUUUAUAAAGUAUGC